This is a messenger RNA of Propithecus coquereli (Coquerel's sifaka), 1917 nucleotides long. RefSeq names its product cholesterol 7-alpha-monooxygenase (gene CYP7A1). The transcript has 6 exons. NCBI's taxonomy places the organism in Eukaryota, Metazoa, Chordata, Mammalia, Primates, Indriidae. The record is from RefSeq and is a predicted model, not a curated record. Gene Ontology annotation, molecular function: cholesterol 7-alpha-monooxygenase activity; iron ion binding; heme binding. Gene Ontology annotation, biological process: bile acid biosynthetic process; cholesterol homeostasis; cholesterol catabolic process. Bases 139 to 1653 code for a protein of 504 amino acids.
CUUUGGUCACCCAAGUUCAAGUUAAUGGAUCAGGGUUAUAUGAAUAUAAAAAGUCUAGCUUGAGUCUUUACUCAGUGACACCCUUAUUCUUGUAGUCAGAGAUUCUCCUCCUCAGAAGUUUUACACUAGAUUUGCAAAAUGAUGACCAUGUCUUUGAUCUUGGGGAUUGUUGCAGCAGUGUGCUGUUGUUUAUUGCUGAUUCUUGGAAUGAGGAGAAGGCAAAAGGGCGAACCACCUUUAGAGAAUGGGUUGAUUCCAUACCUGGGCUGUGCUCUGCAAUUUGGGGCCAAUCCUCUUGAGUUCCUCAGAGAAAAUCAAAAGAAACAUGGUCAUGUUUUUACCUGCAAACUAAUGGGAAAAUAUGUCCACUUCAUCACAAAUCCCUUGUCGUACCAUAAGGUGUUGUGUCAUGGAAAAUAUUUUGAUUGGAAAAAAUUUCACUUCGCUACUUCUGCAAAGGCAUUUGGGCACAGAAGCAUUGACCCGAGCGAUGGAAAUAUCAGUGAAAACAUAAACGACACUUUCACCAAAACCCUGCAAGGCGAUGCCUUGAAUCCCCUCACGGAUGCCAUGAUGGAAAACCUCCAGCUUAUCAUGAGACCUCCAGUCUCAUCCGAGUCCAAGGCCGCUGCCUGGGUGACGGAAGGGAUGUAUUCCUUCUGCUACCGAGUGAUGUUCGAAGCGGGGUAUCUGACUCUCUUUGGCAGAGACCUUGGGAGGCAAGACUCACAAAGAGCACAUAUUCUGAACAGCCUCGACAACUUCAAGCAAUUUGACAAGGUCUUUCCGGCCCUGGUAGCAGGCCUCCCCAUUCGCAUGUUCCAGACGGCGCACAGAGCGCGGGAAAGGCUGGCGGAGAGCUUGAAGCACGAGAAGCUCCGGCAGAGGGACCGCGUCUCAGACCUGGUCAGCCUGCGCAUGCUGCUCAAUGACACGGUGUCCACCUUUGAUGACCUGGAGAAGGCCAAGACGCACCUCGCAAUCCUCUGGGCGUCGCAAGCAAACACCAUUCCGGCGACUUUCUGGAGCUUAUUUCAAAUGAUUAGGAAUCCUGAAGCAAUGAAAGCAGCUACUGAAGAAGUGAAUAAAACAUUAGAGAAUGCUGGUCAAAAAGUCAGCUUUGGAGGCAGUCCUAUUUGUUUGACUCGGAUGCAGCUGAAUGACCUGCCGGUACUGGACAGUAUCAUCAAGGAAUCUCUGAGGCUUUCCAGUGCCUCCCUGAACAUCCGGACAGCUAAGGAGGAUUUCACUUUGCACCUGGAGGACGGAUCCUAUAACAUUCGGGAAGAUGACAUCAUAGCUCUCUAUCCACAGUUAAUGCACUUAGAUCCAGAAAUCUACCCAGAUCCUUUGACUUUUAAAUAUGACCGAUUUCUUGAUGAAAAUGGGAAGACAAAGACCACCUUCUACAGCAAUGGACUCAAGUUAAAGUAUUACUACAUGCCCUUCGGAUCAGGAGCUACGAUAUGUCCUGGAAGAUUAUUUGCUGUCUAUGAAAUCAAGCAAUUUUUGAUUCUGAUGCUUUCCUGUUUUGAACUGGAGCUUGUGGACGACCAUGUUAAAUGUCCCCCUUUGGACCAGUCCCGUGCAGGGUUGGGCAUUUUACCACCAUUAAAUGAUAUCGAGUUUAAAUAUAAAUUCAAACAUUCGUGAAAAUGUGGUUGGAAAAAGAAAACUCUAGAUGAAAUUACAGGACGGCAGAACACCAUCACUAAACAGCUCCUUCGGACAAAUGCAUUUAUAGUGGUGAAAGUGAUUCAGCAGGUCCAAUUCUGUUAGCUGAUGCUUGCUUUGAAUCUUAACAUUUUGGUGACAGUUUCCAGAUGCAAUCUUAGACUGUGCUACUAAACAGAACUACUUUCUGGGAGCACAAUAAUUUGGUUUUAUUUAUAAGUCAAUGAAUGUUCAUAUAGCCAG